UCAUCUCUAACCACCGAAGUAGAAAACGAAAAACAGACUCCCACACUCUCAAUUAAACUCACCCAAUCCUCACAGACGCGGAGAAAGAGAGAGAGAGAGAGAGAGGUGCUGCAAUGGCGGUGGCGAACAACUUGACGGCAAUACUGAACUUCAUAGCGUUGCUGUGUUCGAUACCGAUAACGGCGUCGGGUAUAUGGCUCGCCUCCAAGCCCGACAACGAGUGCGUCCACCUCCUCCGGUGGCCUAUCGUUACCCUCGGCGUCCUCAUACUCGUCGUUUCCGCCGCCGGAUUCAUCGGCGCCUACUGGUACAAGGAAACCCUAUUGGCAGUGUACCUGUGUUGUAUGGCGAUACUGAUAGGGCUGCUACUGGUGGUUCUGAUAUUCGCGUUUGUGGUGACCCGACCCGACGGGUCGUACCCGGUGCCCGGGAGAGCCUACAAAGAGUACAGGCUGGAAGAGUUCUCGAAUUGGCUCAGAGACAACGUUGUGGACUCUAAGAACUGGAUCAAGAUUAGGGCUUGUUUGGCUGAUACAGAUGUUUGUCCCAAACUCAGCCAAGAAUACAUCACUGCUGAUCAGUUCUUCUCUUCCCCCGACAUCACCCCUCUCCAGUCGGGUUGCUGUAAGCCGCCGACGGCGUGCGGAUACAGCUUCGUGAACCCGACGGUGUGGCAGAAUCCGACGAACAUGGCGGCGGACGGAGACUGUUACAUAUGGAACAACGACCAGAGCCAGCUGUGUUACAACUGCAACUCGUGCAAGGGCGGCCUCCUGGGGAAUCUCAGGAGGGAAUGGAGGAAGGCUAACGUCAUCCUCAUCGUCACCGUCGUCGUCCUCAUCUGGGUUUACCUCAUCGCCUGCAGCGCCUUCCGUAACGCCCAGACAGAAGACCUUUUCCGCCGCUACAAACAGGGCUGGGUCUAACUCUGUUCCAACGGCUCUUGUCUCCUCUCUUGUAGAUAUACUUUGGUCUCAAUUUUCUCUUCUUGUUCUUGUUUUAGAUGCGCCGCUUGUAUCUGAGUUUGGUUGGCGACCGGUUCGCGAACUCAACACAAAUAUUAUGAUACACAGAAUUUUAAAAUA
Molecule: messenger RNA, 1085 nt
Organism: Tarenaya hassleriana
Lineage: Eukaryota; Viridiplantae; Streptophyta; Magnoliopsida; Brassicales; Cleomaceae
Product: tetraspanin-2
Exons: 3
Coding region: 114-926 (270 amino acids)
Biological process (GO): auxin-activated signaling pathway
Cellular component (GO): plasmodesma; plasma membrane
Source: RefSeq, a predicted model, not a curated record